CGUCAGGUGGCAGUUCUCUUGACAGUGGAAUAAAAAUGUUCAAUGAAAAUUCAACAUUAUAUGGUUUUGGAAAAGACGAAAGUUGUCGAAGCAACUCAAAGUUUCCUGUUGCAAAAACAGUUGAAUGUGCCAUCGCAGUUCAGCCCGCAAUGACGUUUCCAUUCAAAAAGCUCAAAAUCAAAUGGAACGGGUUUCACCGCGGUCCUGGUCUUUCUGAGCGCAUAAUAGCACGCGGCUAAUAGCUGCGGACUAUAUAGCGCCGCGAACAUCGUAAACUCCGCGACGACGAGGGCCGUGAGUGUCGUUCCGUUUGCUUGUAAGCAUCUAAACUGUGAAAACCGAAUUUUGAGGAGGCAAUUGUUUGGGAAAUACUUUAUGUAAUUGUACGGAAUGUAAUUUAAUGGAGAAUUCUCUUUGUUUCUCAGCUGAUUUGACAUUUUGUCUCAAUGUUCUUGUAGUAGCGGCGUGGUUGUCGCAAGCGAAGUGCGGUCGAAAUUCUGACGUAGCGAAUAGCAAUCGCGGUUAGGCGCAAAUAUUUAAUGAACACUUGCCCAGGCUUGCGAGCGCUAAGUGUCCGCAGCAAAUGUCGCAGUUGUUUCCAUUUGCAGUUGUCAGAUGUGACAGCUUAUUGUUGGUCAUAUUUUGUGUUAAGCUUAAGAGGAAUUUCUAGUGGCGCACGUAAAUUGAAAUCGACGCUAUUUAAAUUAUAUCCAUCGAUAAGUUUGUUUAGAUACCGUACGGUGUUGUUGUCUGUAAUUUAGGUGCAAUAGCUAUAUUUAGAACAGUGUUUUCACAGUGAAGAGACGUGCAUAAUUUGCUGUUGCUGCGUUAAGUGAAUGUCGGAGGAAUUGGUUUACUGUUUCGAACCUAAAAUAAAGUUGGUCGCGAGCUGGUUUUGUUAAACAGAAUCGGAGCUUCCUAUUGGUGAUUUUAGUGAACUGCUUGGACGAAAGUUGAAUGCGCGAUUAUAUUUAGGCACGCUGUCGCCAUUAAUGAUGUGAUUGUCAAAGUUUGUUUACGGAUCCCACUUUUGGAUGUCUUCUGUGUUGUAUGCAACGAAUUCAUCAUUGUAUUAGGAAUGGCACAGUUUUAAAGCUAAUGUAGCGCGAAGUGGACCAUUUUCGGCUUGGGUACGUUCUUAUAUGCAACUCACAACGGCUGUAAAAUAGUUUUUCGCAUAAACCGAAUUUCAAUAUGGAAAAGGAAACAUUUGUUCUAGUUGACAAUGUGCCAACUAAAAAAGCAAUUGAUGGUUCGAUAAUCAUGGAGAGUUCAAAUUAUUUUAACUUGACUGAACUAGAAGUAUGUGGCGGCGAUAAGGAAAUUUCGAAAAACAGUCAAAAAAAAACAUAUCCAACGGUUCGAUGCACAACCGAUAUUUUUUGCUGGCUGAAAUGUGUGUAUGAAAGCGUAAGGCUGAAAGUAAAAAUUGAAAAUCCUGAAAAAGCGACUUUGCCCAUAAUGAAGCAAUAUCUUAAAUUCAUUCGAGAUGAUGUUCCGAGCUGCACUCGAUUUCCAAAUAGAUGUUACAUCUUAUCAAGAAAUGUUACGAGAACGUUAUUACUUUUUAAAGGCUUAAACAGAAAUUUUACGGAUACACAUGAAUAUCUUUCCCAGCUAAGUGAACUUCUUACUAUCUAUACAACUUUGGAAUUAAUAUAUUCUACUAAGUUCGAGGAAUCUAAGAUAGCAGUGGCAAACAGAAUAUCUUUAAACUAUGAUGUCCACUUAAAAGAAUUCGACCAGAUAUAUAUCAUUAAAAUUUUAAUAUCAAUUAAGAAUUUUUACCAACAGAAAGAAGUUAUGCGAAAGUUAUUUGAGAAAUAUCUUAAACGGAAAUGCGUAUGCGCUUCACAAAAAGAGCUGCCUGAUAAAAUCUUUGUAAUGUACCUGAUAGCUUAUAAGUAUUGGAUAUCGCUUGAAGAUGAUCUAGAUGAAAAAUCUAAAAUAGAAGACAUUGCAAAUGCAUUUAUGAGACCAAGCACUACAUUAAGGAGAAACUAUCUUUAUGCUCCUUACAUUCCUGCUUAUAAAGUGACAAACCAGAAUGCGACCAAAUGUAUUUUAUCGCAAAGCUUCAACCUUCUAUCCCUUACAAAGGCUGUUGAGAAUGAUGAACAACGGACCGGUAGAAGCCCAAGUCGGGAUAUUAUCGACCUGUCAGUGUGCUGCGAUGAUAACCAUUUGGAUCUAACCCAAAAUGAGUCCUCGGAAGUGGUUGCGUUUCCAAAAGUGAAAUUAGAGCGUCCGGAAAUAAUCGCAACCGUUGACCUUACUACCUGUAAAUGGGACCAUGAUUUAAAUUGGUUAGAUACACUUAUUGGGAAAGUAAGGUCUUUAUGUUCCGUAAGCAGCUGUAUGAAUAUUGUCGAAAUUAUUGACCUUGAUAAUGAUACUACCGAAAAUAUACAUGACCCGGAAGUUUCCAACACAAAUGAUAAUUGUACGGAAACUGCUAGCAUUGAAAAAAGCGCUAACAAUAUGUCGAAGUUAAAUAAUUUGAGUCCUAAUGAUUUAGAAACAGGAAUGGAUUCCCCAUUUGGUAUAAAUAAGAUGAACAAGGACAACGAAUCUACUGAAAUAGUAUCUUUCGCUGCUGAGGUAGUAAAUUCAACUUCCUUUUUACGGCAGAAUGUGAAUUUGUCAACAAAAUCAACUGAACAUAUAAAUGAAUCACCAUUAAAUGCUGAUGAUAAUUUGAGACCAGAAAUAGAUAUUCGAUCCCAUACUGAGAAAAUUAUUUGGAGCCAACCAGUACCAAAAGCUAGUAAAUCAGAUGACAUUCAAGAUGAAGCAAACGAUCAGGGAGCAGAUAUGUCGUGUCUUGUUAAUUGUGGUGCGAGCGAUCAGUUAGUGUCUAGUGUGCGUAUUCCUGCAAAUGAAGUGAAAGAAGAUGAAACAAAUCAAAAUGUUGAUCCCGAGAGUAGCCAGUUGGAAAUUAUUAAGCCAUCCAAUCGGGAAUGUAAUUCUGAGGCGGAUUCAUCUGAUCCGUCUGAGCGUGGUGACGUGCAUAAUUUCGCUUUAUCAGACGUAGGAAAGGACGACUUGGUGAAAAAUGUUGUAGAACAACAAAAGAUGACUAAGGAGUUUUGUGCUGAUUUAAUACUAUCUAAUGAGAAAAACAGGAAUAUGGCCGCUAAUCACAAAGUAACUGAUACCCUUGGGACAAACACGAUGAAAGAUUUGAAGAAAAACAAUUCCAUUGUUGACGGAGAAAAUAAGGUAUUGGAUAACGGAAAACAAAACCCUAUCAGUGAAGGUUGUAAUGUUCUCGAAGAUUCGGUGAAUUCGGAGACGAAAGGUGAACCUUCUUGUGAAGUUUAUGAAGAAAGUCCAAACGUGUUGAGUUUCGAGCCGUUCAACAUUGAUGACAGAAAAAUUUCAAUAAAUUCUACAGGAUUGAAUAUAAAAACGUACUCCAAUCGUCAUAAGAAACUUCCGAAAAAUAAGUUAUCUACUGUAGACACUACCAUAGGAGGUGCACACAGUGGUGAAGAGAAAAGUAGUGGUAACCCUUGUGACAUUUCAAAGAGUGAAUAUUCAAAUGAAUUACUGCACUUUUCUAAUGAAUUGAAUUCAAAUUCGGUUGAGUAUCAGAAAAGUGGUGGAGGUGUGGAAACAUAUGAAAGCGCAGAGUCGCAAAAGGAUCUAUUUACGGAUAUUGCCGCAAAAAAAGCGGAUAUCGACGUUUUACAGGACUCACUCACUAGCUUAGGAAAUAUAGAUGAUUGCAGUUUACAAAACUUGUUGGAUGACGAGGAUGAUAAUAUCAUCAAAGAUAUUGCAAAAAAACUAACAGUAAAUUCAAAGAGGGGGCAGGUGAAGAAAAAAAAGGACGAGGCACAUAAUAUGAACAAAAGGAAAAAUCUGCCACAUUCUGAAAACACUUUACUAGAUUUACCGAUAUUUUCAUCUUCAUCAGAAGAAAAUGAUGACUCGGGGGAUUCAAAUAUAUUGAGCAUAUUAGACGACAGUGAUAACACCGAAGAAGAAAGCGUUAAUAUAAUAUCGAGUCAUGAGAACCAAGACGAUACUCCUGUACAAAAAAUCUUACCUAAAAUGGAAUUGAGUGGCACAAAAGGUUCACAAAAUGGCAAUAUAAUAUUUAGAGUGAUUCCUAAGCCUUUUGACAAGAAGAAAAAUAUAGAUAGUACCUGGCUGGACCCUACACUUGAUUUUGAGGAAAAUUUCGUGAAUACAAAUCAACAUGAAAUAACUUCACCACCAAUGGAACAAUUUACCAAAUCAGAUAAAACUCUUUUCAAAACAUAUUUAGAUAAAGCAAACGAUACAUUAUGUGGAAAGUUGGAUGAAAAGAACAGAAAUGAACCCGUACCAUCAUCGCAAGAAAUUGUUGGCAGCAAUAUAAAGCAGAAAGCAGAUGCAAAUGUAAAUGUUCCUUUAACAUUUGUAAAUAUAAGUGAAACUCCAAGCGUACCUUACAAUCAAAGACGAAAGACUGUGUCCUUUUUGGGUAUCCAGCCAGAAGCAAAUCAGAAAGAGAAACAUUUCUUUAAAACGCCUGGGGAUUUGACUCAAAGCACUUUUCAACAAUCAAGUUUACCGGGGAAAGAAUGUUGGACGGCAGCAAUCAACACAUAUCGUUCCAAUAGUCAACUAAAUAUGAAAUCGACAGCACCAUCAUCUUCCAAGGACAACGUUACACCAAUCAACUUAAAUUCGAAAUCAUCGUCAUCAUUCGCAACUGACCCAGGUGGAAAUCAAAAUUAUGGGUACAUAGACGAAAAACUAUUUAAAGCACGUGUAUGGAUUCAACGUAUGGAUAACGAAUCAUUGCUGCUACGGUAUCUUAACAAUCGGGGACGAAACGAUAGGAUAAAAAAGAAUGAUUUCGUAAGAAGGCAUGUUAGUGAUUUCGAUAAAUACUUACAACAGAAGAGAACUGGCUCCCACAAACGGAAUAAAAGCAAAAGAUCAUUUUAUUCACGGACUUCAGUUUCUAGUAGCAAAAGUACAAAUUGCAAAAAAGAAAUUGACAUCAAAUUAUCCAAAAAAUCAGUUGUUUUGUUGACUGAUAUAGCAAAAGACCCAGAGUACGGAAGCUACUUUCAAACAUUAGGGAACUCCAAAAAAAUUAUACCCAAUAUGUUAAGGAAAUCAAAUGACACACAGAAAAAAAGUGGAAGGGCGUCUGCAAAGUGUUUAGUAAGCGGGAAUCAACGCGGCGCCUUCAGUGUGCUAAUACAAAAACAGGAUUAUGCAAGUCAAUUUAGAAAAAGAACUUCUACAGAUUCUCCGGAAAUUGUUAUUAAUAUAUUUAACAACUUAAAAUCGAAUAGCAAAAUGUCGGAUAAAAGUGCAAUCAGUAAAUCAAAAAGAAGGCGUUGUGAUGGCCAUAAUUUUAAUCUAGAGAGGAACUCAGAAAUGAAUAAACUAUCUAUAGAUGAAUUACGCUUUGAUGACGUCACAAGUUCCGUGAGUCCACACUUUUAUUCACAUUCAAGUAUUGAUACCGGUCAAAGAAAUAAUUUACUUAGAGAAGAUGCACAAAAUAAUACAAAUAAAUUCCGCGACCUUGGAUAUUGUAUAAAUUCAUAUUCCAGAUCAGUUAAAAAUGAUAAAAACGAUACUUCUCAUGAUCAUAUGAAACGUUUCGGACAAGACAAGUCUGUUGUUCAUAACCGUCUGCGAAAGAAAUUUUUCAUUACCAACAUAGCGAAGUUAGAGAAUUCACAUUUUAGAAACGAAGAUGAUGGUGGCGACAAUCAAGUCACAUCUACCCAGGAUAAUAUUCCCCUUGCUUCGACUACUGUUGGCGCUUCUAAAGCACCUAUAACAGAAGUUGACAUACAAAAUGAUCACAUAGAUACUACCUUAGAAGAGUCUAAAUCAGUUGGAAUUAUAGGCUUUAAGGGUAGUGGAGGAGAAUUAUUCCCGCAACAGAAAAACCAAACUGCCGAUUAUAAUGAGAAGAAAAUAACCACGCCUUCAUCAAAGCUUGAUGCAUGUGACCUUCCAUCUACAACUACAAAUAUAGAUUUUUGUAACAAAAAUCACGAUAAUAUAUCUGAAACGGAAAAUGCUGUUGUUACCACAAAGAAAGCUGAAGAUAGUAAAAGAAUUAAUACAAAAGAUGACAGUACUUCAAUUAGCAGCAGGAUAUCAUCCUUUAGUAGGGAAUCUGAUCACGAGCCUCUUACGAAUAUUCGAAAACGUUUGAAUGAUUCUACUAAUGUUGCUGUCGUAGGAUCACUGAAUAAAUUCAAUCUCAUGGACUCGACUAAAACGUACUCUAAUGUAGAUUCCAUCAAAACUGUAUUUGUUCCACCAGACAUUGAAAAAAUUAUUGAAGCAGAAGAUAGCCUUUUGCAUUGAUGCUCAUAUACAUGUUGUAUAUUCUCGUUGUUUUUACUUCUAAGUUCCGUUAUAAAAUUAUAAAUGUUUUUGCAUUGUAAUGAAUAAGAUUCGUGAUAUGGCGAAA
Molecule: messenger RNA, 6442 nt
Organism: Hermetia illucens (black soldier fly)
Lineage: Eukaryota; Metazoa; Arthropoda; Insecta; Diptera; Stratiomyidae
Product: dentin sialophosphoprotein
Exons: 12
Coding region: 1195-6336 (1713 amino acids)
Source: RefSeq, a predicted model, not a curated record